This is a messenger RNA of Moneuplotes crassus, 2760 nucleotides long. The record is from the annotation of a GenBank genome assembly. NCBI's taxonomy places the organism in Eukaryota, Ciliophora, Spirotrichea, Euplotida, Euplotidae.
AUGACUAGUUAUGAAUUAAGGGAUAUUUCUGAGGUCGAGAGUGAGUACCCAGCAAGUAGUCUUAAGUACGACUCAAGGUUCAAUCCACAAUCUUUUCUGUCUUCCUCCUCUUCACAUUCUUCAUUAGAAGAAGAGGAGUCUAUCAAUAAUGAGAAUGUUGACCAUUAUGGGCUAUUUCAGCCUCAGAAUUGGAAUUCUAACAGAGAAUCUAUCAAUUUUGAAGCAUUAGAGAGUGAAAUUAGAGAUAAAUAAGGAUUCCUACUACGAUCUUUAUCGUCAGUAUGAUAAAAUCACAAACAAAGAGCUCAUAUUCGACAUGAAUCAGAAGUCCCAGCAGAAGUAUGACAAAUGCGUUGAUAUUUUUGUUAAGCUCAUUAACGACUUUGGUAUCGCUAAUGAGCCGAUAGAUAUGUUAUUUACUAAGCUUGAGAAGAAUAUAUCUGCAUACAAUAACAUUGAGAAAGUUCUGACAACUUUUAUUAAGAAAUAUCUCCAGUUUAGUGACUAUCUAUUGAUCAAUGAGAUAGAGCCACUUAGAUCAGUCCAGGUCGAACAUAAGAAGCAAACAGGUGAUAAAUUCGAGGUCUUAAAGACAAUUAAAAAGUUCUUGGAUAUUGAAAGAGUCUACUGACUGAUAUUCUGGGGAUAUUCAGCCCAGUUUAAUGAGAACGUAAAUGGGUCCAGGCAAGACUUAAUGGGUGGAACUCACAGACGGAGAGGUGCACAUUCACCAUAUUAUAAUGAUACACUCAAUAAAUCACAUUUAUCUAGCUCUGAGAGUAAAUUUGGGGACCUCCCACAGGACUUUAUGGACUAUGCAAAGAACCACGAGAGAAAUGAUAGUAAAAAUUCUGGUCAACGGUCAGCCGAGACGAAUGAAGUAAAAUCUAGUAUUUCCACUUCAAAAAGUCAUUUGAACCCAAACGAUAGCUUUAUUAUCAGAAGAUGAAUGGCUACCAUAAAGAGGUUCCGGCAGCUACUGUUCUCUAUAAACUACAUUCUGAUUCACAAGUCCAAUGAUGAACAUAGAGAUUUCUUCGAGUUGUUCCGGCAAUACAAUGUUGAGGUAUUCCAAGCACUUAUGCCAGUUCUUGAACGUAAGAGAUUUAGCUCCAGAAGUAUUCAAUUAAUCAAAGCUAUCUACAACAUGGCUACAGAGUUAUUUAACAUGGAUAUAUUCAACCAGAUCUUGAACGCUAAUAUGCUGUCUUAUUAUGGCUUAGCAGAAGAAUAUUCUGUCAAAGUCAAAGAUAGCUACUCCAAACUCUCCAUGAACCCAAAGAAGGUAACACUUGAGGAAGACAAAAAGGUUAAGGAAAACUGUGACUACUUCAAUAUUUUCCAAACGAACUUUGAGAAGCCAAAGAAGAAGAAAUUAAGAGAUACACGAGUUUUUACCGACCCUAAACUAAAUUAUGGUGCACGCAUCCAGCUGUUAGAGUAUUACAUGCAGGUUUUCUAUCUUAAAGGUGGUUUCAGCCAAUAUAGCACUUAUGAAGACCUAAUAGAAGAUAAGUUAAUUGAAGUGUCUGAUUCUUCAGAUGAAGAAAGUGAUUUCCUACCUCCAGGAGGCAAACCACAUGUGUUGGAUCAUAAGAGAUUCACAUUCUCGAAAAAGCCUUCAUUUCAAGAUAAAAGGAUGACAACUAGUGAAAAUAGCAAGAAAUUGGAGACAGAGAAUGAAAGGCACCAACCGAGGCAAUCUCAGUUAUAUAGCAUAGUCCCUUCUGUAAUUAGAGGAAAGAAAGAAUCUUUUAAUAAUAAAGAUAUUCUUCACGAAAAUGCACUCAAGGAAAUCUUGGAGUCCCCUGAAGUCUCUGAGAAAGGAGAUUAUAACCCAAGACUAGGAUUUGACUUUGAGAGCAGGACUGAGGAAAUCCCUCUUGAAGAAGAAUUCAGCUUUGAAGAUUAUGGAUUUGAUGAUCCUUUCUUUACCAAAUUAGGCCUUUUACAACAGAAUGAAAAACUUAAAUCAGAUACCAGCAAGAAAGUUGCAAAUCAAUUAAUUGAGAAGAAGGACCAAUUCUGGAUUGACAUAAUCAAUCAACGAGAAGAAGAGUUCCAAACUUCAAGCCUGAGUAGAUUCCAGCUAAAGAAGAUGAGAAAAGCAUUGGAGAAUACAAACCGGACACAAAUUGUCUCUUCUUUGAUUUUAUCAGCUCAUAAUCCAUUUAGUUCUGGGAUUCCUCAAAUGGGAAAUCCUGACAAUGUGAAAAACUCCCAGUUCAAGAAUAAAGAUUAUUUGGUAAAUUCUAGUUUCAGGAAUAUUUUCUAUUCCAAAGAAUAUGGGAAACCAACAGGAAUCCAGAGUAUUGACAAUGAUCUUGCUAAGAACGGAGCUGAGCAUCUGAUCUACAUCACUGAAAGGCUGAUGAUCCCUUCUAUGACAGAGAAACUGUAUUGCUUACAACCUAGGAAAAAGAAAUAAGUCUGAGCAAGAGAAAGCGAGGAUCAGAAAGAUUCUCUACUCAAAGACUGGAUUCAUAGACCUCAUUAACACUUAUGAAGAGAAGAAAUACGAAACUUAUAGAAAAUUACUUAAGAAAGAAUCUAAAGAGAAAGCAAGAAAAGAAUUUGAAGCUAAGCGACUUGAAGAAGAAGGAGAUCUCAUCAAGAAAAACAGUGCUUUCAACCCUUACAGGAAGAAGUUAUUCAAAACAGCUACUGAAGGAGAUGUCGAGUACCAGGUAGAGCUUGAUGAGAAAGAAACCGUACCUCAUUUUUAGCUUAAUUUCGCAUUCAAAAUUAGGCAAAAUCUUG